AUGACGGACGAUGGCAUGCUCAUGAAUUUUGAGAUUGGGGAUGCGCCAUUACUUCCGAAGCAGAAGUUUCAAGGUGGAAGAUGGAAGGACCGAUUGGCAGCAAAAAGGAUCGUGGAGAAGAGAAUCAGCAAGCCGUCGAACCCCUCCACGAGAGAACUUUUCAAAGAGAACAGGCAUACUGUCGCUGUGGAGGACUAUAUUGGACCCAGUACCGAGUCAAGGGCACCUAAGAGGCAGAGAGUGGACAGUGAAACUGGACGAAAUGUAGACACUGCGAAAUUCAUUUCUGGAAAACUCCCGCCUGGCAGCAUAAAUAUUGGUGGUCCGAAACGAAGUGUACCCAUACAAGAGGAGACUCGGCCGGCCUUUGUAUCAGGAAAACUGCCUCCAGGAAGCAUAAAGAUUGGUGGUCCAAGUCGAAGCGUAACAAUACCGGAGGAGACACGGCCAGCUUUUGUAUCUGGAAAACUCCCUCCUGGGAGCAUAAAAAUUGGUGGGAACAGAAGCACAACUUUCCCAGAAGAAACAAGAUCAGCUUUCGUGUCCGGAAAACUACCGCUUGGAAGCAUUGAAAGUAGAGGCAAUGCUAGCCAAGGAUUCACCAAUGGAGGCCACCAGACAGAGAGUGGAAAGCCAAAUCAGAUCAUCUCCUCGUUGUUCUCAUUCAACCCCUCCGCAAAGACCAAGUUCGAAGAACCUGAGGAAGAGGUAGAACCUGCCAAGCCAUCCAAUGCGCCUCUUACAGAGGAAAUGGAAACAUUCACAGCAUUAGGCUUGUCAAGAAGGCUGGCUGCACAUCUGUCGACAAAGCUCGACAUGAAGGCUCCGACGGCGAUUCAGAAGGCGGCAAUACCUGAGAUGAUCAAGGACGACAGCGAUGCAUUCAUACAAGCAGAAACAGGCUCUGGGAAGACCUUGGCAUAUCUGCUACCCAUUGUGGAACGAAUCCUGGCUAUGAGUAGCGACGAUGUGAAAGUGCACAGAGAUUCUGGUCUUUUUGCUAUUGUCCUUACACCUACUCGAGAACUUUGUAAACAGAUAGCAAGUGUCCUUGAGAAGCUGCUUCGAUGCGCACCAUGGAUUGUCGGAACUACUGUCAUUGGUGGAGAAAGCAAACAAUCCGAAAAGGCUAGAUUGCGGAAGGGUGUGAACAUCCUGAUUGCGACUCCUGGUCGCUUAGCAGAUCAUUUGGAUAACACUGAAGUGCUGAAGGUCAACACUGUUAGAUGGCUCGUACUUGAUGAGGGUGAUCGACUUAUGGAAUUAGGAUUCGAGGAUGAGAUCAAAGGCAUCGUGGAGAAAAUUGGGAGACGACCGGUGUCAGCUGUUCGGGAUAGGAUCAAUGGUUUGGACACCAAAGCAUUACCAAGUCGCAGAGUUACAAUACUCUGCUCGGCUACGAUGAAGAUGAACGUUCAACGAUUAGGCGAAAUCAGUUUGAAAGACGCUGUUCAUAUUCAAGCGGACCCAUCAGAUAUCGAGGCCACGAGAAACGACACAGACGGAGUUGAAGUCGAUGAAAAGGCCUUCUCAGCUCCCGCACAACUCAAACAGGCGUAUGCUGUCGUUCCCGCAAAGCUACGUCUCGUCACUUUGACGGCAAUUCUGAAGCGUGCAUUUGCCAGAAGAGGUUCUGUCAUGAAAGCUAUUGUCUUCAUUUCUUGCGCAGACUCAGUCGAUUUUCACUUCUCUCUGUUCAGCCGUCCUUGGGAGGUGUCGGAGGAGGAUGAAGAGAACGCUGCUGAAGCUCCACCUCUCACCAAGACUGACCUCACAAAGGAUACAAUCGCACAUGGCACCGCCUUCUCAAGCAAAACGAAUCCGGUCGUUCUUUGCAAGCUUCAUGGUUCACUAGCACAGAACAUUCGAACAGCCACACUCAAAGCUUUCACCGAGUCAGCUGAACCUUGUGUUAUGGUUUGUACUGAUGUUGCGUCGCGUGGUCUUGAUAUGCCGAAUGUCGACUAUGUUAUUGAAUAUGAUCCUCCUUUCAGUGCAGAAGACCACUUGCAUCGAGUGGGUCGAACUGCAAGAGCUGGAAAGGACGGUCGGGCUCUCAUUUUCCUUCUGCCAGGUGAAGAGGAAGAGUAUGUCUCCAUUCUCGCUUCUGGAUAUAAAGAUGGCAAGAAAGCCCUAACCCAUCAUACGGCUGAGGAUUUGCUGAGGAAGGGUUUCGGAGGUACGGGUCGCGAGUGGGAAGAUCGUGCUACAGAGUGGCAACUCGAAGUGGAAAGAUGGUCACAAGACUCUCCGAAGUAUCUCGAGAUGGCCCGUCGUGGCUUCCAGAGUCAUAUCAGAGCAUAUGCCACCCAUGUUGCAAAUGAGAGGCAUAUUUUCAACAUGCAAACUUUGCAUCUAGGGCAUCUUGCAAAAGCAUUUGCCUUACGAGACAAGCCUGGCAGUAUCAAGGUGCCUGGUUUGAGACCAGCAAAGAUGACUAAGGCGGAUAGGAGUGUGGCAGCUAGGAAGGCAAAGAGGGGAGAAGUGGAGGAGAAGGCACCGGAAGGCGAAAGAGUCAGGAAGCAGAGGAAACUGGAUUUGGACCUUCCAUCUUUGAACGAUUCUGCUGCUAAGAGAAUGAAGCAGAAGAUGAAGGAGCAUAUGGCAGUAGCGAGCGAAUUCAAUAUCGGAUGA
This is a messenger RNA of Mollisia scopiformis, 2634 nucleotides long. RefSeq names its product DEAD-domain-containing protein. The record is from RefSeq and is a predicted model, not a curated record. Gene Ontology annotation, molecular function: nucleic acid binding; ATP binding. Bases 1 to 2634 code for a protein of 877 amino acids. Gene Ontology annotation, cellular component: nucleus. The transcript has a single exon. Gene Ontology annotation, biological process: ribosome biogenesis. NCBI's taxonomy places the organism in Eukaryota, Fungi, Ascomycota, Leotiomycetes, Helotiales, Mollisiaceae.